AUGUCCUUCGCCUCGUUUCGCCUCGACACGCUCAACUUGGCCCCCGACCAGCUCGCAGCGUGCACACGUGCCAACCUCUCCACCGCAUCCGACGUCCUCCUCCUCGCGCCUGCCGACCUCUCGCGCAAGCUCCGCAAUGCGGGCUCCAACCUCAGUGCCCCCGAUCUCGUCCGCUCCGUGUCGCGCGCGAUCGUUCCAAAGUCCCAGCCCCUGUCGACCCGCGCCGACGCACUCGUGAUCCGCACAGGCGACACGCAUGUCGACGCGCUCCUCGGCGGCGGGAUACGUGCAGGCUGCAUCACCGAGCUGGUGGGCGAGAGCGCUGCGGGAAAGUCGCACAUGACGCUGCUCCUCGCGCUCGCUGUGCAACAACCUGCCCUGUGUGAUUCCCCCGGCGGGGCGAUCGUCAUCAACUCGGAGCGCGUGCUCGAAACGCAGCGGCUGGUGCAGCUGGCGGGUGUGGUGCGCGAACGGCAUCAUGGCGGGCCGCCCACGCGCGAACUGCUGGAUAACAUCCACACGUCCCGCGUCGCCGACGUCGACGCGCUCGAGCAUGCCCUGCAGUUUGUCGUUCCGCACAUGCUGGCCGAGCGCAAGUCCUCGUCUGGGUCUGCGCUUCUCGGCGAAGUGAUCGUUGAGGGUUCUACAACGCCAGCGCCUGCACGCGGCUUGAAACCUAUCCGCCUGCUCAUUCUCGACUCGCUCGCAGCCCUGUUCCGCGGCGACACCGAACGCAGCCGCAACGGCCUCGUCGAGCGGUCCAAGCACGUGGCCUUCAUCUCGGACAGGCUCAAAGCCAUGGCGGUGGAGUAUGGUGUCGCUGUCGUGGUCGUCAACCAGGUCAAGGACGUGUUUGGCUGGAGCGGCGGCCCGGGCUCCAGUGGUUCCCAGUCCUCCCAACCUGCCCUCACAAACACCCUCCCACCAGCCCCUACGAUGCUGUGGGCCACCCAGGCCCGGCAUUUCGCCCAGAUGGCAGGCCACAACAAGGAGGCGGCACUCGGUAUUCCGUGGGCCAACGCGGUCAACACGCGUCUCAUGCUCGCGCGGACCGGACGUCGACGCAUGGUCACCCUCCAGGACAUGGUACGGGCUCCGAAACGGCCUCGAGCAGGAGCGGCGGCGAGCAACGACGAUCCCGACGCGCCGUUUGUCCCUCCACCGGGGCUCGAGGUGGACGAGUCCAAGGCAACGCUCAUCCGGCGCAUGUGUCUCGUCUUCUCCCCAUUCGCUCCGCCCGGCACCCUCGACUAUGUCCUCACGGGAUCGGGUCUGCACGCGCUCCCCGGGUCGUUCCGCGCCGUCGACCUCGGCCCGGCCCUUCGACGACGAGACGCCAGGUUGCGCACGGCAUGGGCUAGCAGGGAAGAGGAGAGGGCAGGGCACAGGAGGGAGCCGCAGAGCACGCCUCUGCCAGCCACGCAGGUCGACGACACGGACGUGUUCGACGACCUCGGUGACCUCCCACCCGAGUUUUGGGAAGGACUGGAUGCGUUGGAUGAAGAGCCCAUGGCCGUGGGUGUGGUGGAUUGA
This is a messenger RNA of Apiotrichum porosum, 1533 nucleotides long. RefSeq lists its product as uncharacterized. The transcript has 2 exons. The record is from RefSeq and is a predicted model, not a curated record. The coding region runs from base 1 to 1533 and encodes 510 amino acids. NCBI's taxonomy places the organism in Eukaryota, Fungi, Basidiomycota, Tremellomycetes, Trichosporonales, Trichosporonaceae. Gene Ontology annotation, cellular component: Rad51C-XRCC3 complex; replication fork. Gene Ontology annotation, biological process: telomere maintenance via recombination; t-circle formation; double-strand break repair via synthesis-dependent strand annealing. Gene Ontology annotation, molecular function: four-way junction DNA binding; ATP binding; ATP-dependent DNA damage sensor activity.